Cuscuta europaea is the source of this 3039-nucleotide messenger RNA. The record is from the annotation of a GenBank genome assembly. NCBI's taxonomy places the organism in Eukaryota, Viridiplantae, Streptophyta, Magnoliopsida, Solanales, Convolvulaceae.
GUGCACAAAUUUCGUCCCAUACACCGAGGACCGUAUUAGUUAGCCGAAUAGCAAAAAAUGUGUGGAAGCGAAGGGGACAAGGGGCGAACUGCCAUUCUACGAAAGACGGAAGUGCGAAGGCCGAAGGGCGUAACGAGCAACGAGGAGCUGACAACUCUCCGUCCCCGGUCUUAUUCUUGAGUUGUUGCGGCGGUGCGGCCUGUGGACUCCAGUCACGACUCUCGCCCCUCAUCCAUUGCCUUGGUAGUCGGGGUAAAUCCGUUGGGGGCACAUCGAGCUCCGGUGGCGGAUGGCGGCAAGAUUCUGGAAAAUCGUUGACGGUGAUCUUGUGAAAAAAACGGCGGCCAAGGGUUCGGAUUUAAAAGUCUACAAACUCUUUUAAAAUGUUACGACUUUUUCGUGGAUUUAUGCAAAUUAAUAGAAUUCAUUCGUUAAAAAUUGAGGGCAAGUUCACAAAUUUAAAAACUGAUCCGUUCAAAAAUAAAUUAAAAGUUGAUGGACAUUUUUAAAGUUCAUUCAUCAAAAGAAUACACCACAAUUCAUAUACUCUCUCCGUCCCUUAAAACUUUGUCAUCUUUCCUUUUUGGGACGUCCAAAUUUUUUUUGACACUUUCCCUUUUAAUCAAUUAUUUUGUGUUUUCUGGUAUUUUUCUCUCCUCUGCACAAACCUCUGUCACACAGUUUUUACAUUAUUAUUCUCCGUAUCGGUCAACUUUUGCAAAAUUUUAAGGGAGGGAGGUAGUAGAAUAGAUCCCUUUUAAUAAAAAAGAUUGAUAAGACUAGAAUAAUGGUUCUAAACAUGAACUUCCAUCCCGAAUCACAGUACUCCGCAUCUUUUUACUUCUGGGCCUCAGCCACUGCUCAAGAGUGAAAGCACAAAAAAGACACUGAAUCUUAUCACGACCGAGCGCAUGACCUUUGGUAAAGUGUGUCGAGCAUUCAAUUCUUGAGACCUCUCGCGCUUCAGGUGAACGUGUCUGACAAGUAUGGGUAUGGCGAAGCUAAAGAUAGCAGGGGCAUGGAGUGGUGUACUGGAGAUAGAACCGGAGGAGUGGACGAUUGCUAUGCUGAGGGAAGAGGUUGUCCGGAGAUCGGGCUGCGUUCCGCCGGAGUGCAUAAACCUCAUCUCUGCUGGAGUGUUGCUGAAAGACGGUGGUGACACGGAGAAACUCAGCCAAUUGGGCAUAAAAAAUAAUGCCAAGAUUUUGGCCUCUAAGGUUUCUCCAGAUAAAGGCAAGUUGAUCCAGGAGGAAUCUUUGGCGGAAGAGGAACGCUCGUCUAGACUUUCUAGGCUCAAAGCUGCUGCUACUUCAUUGUCCCAGAGACAUGCAGAGGGCACAUUACCUGUUGAAGACUUCAACUUAGAACUUGAAAACCAGAGCGGAGAAAAAGUGCAGCUUGGAUCUGAUACUGAUCAGAGGGCUAUUAUGAUGGGUCUCAUGCUACAUGCUAAUGGAAAAGCACUGAUCAGAAAGCAACAGUUUAAAGAAGCACUUGAGGUUCUCACAAUGGGAGAGGAAGCCUUCGCUCUUUGCAAUCCCAAGGUUAUUGAGAUGGUUGAUAAUGUAGCCAUUCUACAAAUAGACUUGGUGUGGUGUUACUACAUGCUGCAAGACAUCAAGUGGCUAUUGGAUGCAGGGCCCCGCCUUGCAAAAGCUCGGGAAGGUCUCGAGCGUGCUCAUGGUAAGGAAGCUAGUCGUGUCAGACUUCUUCAAGGUGGACGUUAUCCGGAGAUUGCGCUACAUGUACGGAUGGAGCUGUUGGAAGGAGUUGUUGCAUAUCACUGUGGCCAGUUAGAAAAAUCUAGACGGUCUUUGAGUUCAGCCCAAGCCAAAUAUAUCCAGCUACAAAUUCCAGACGAAGCUUUGUCAUUAAUUAUGGGCAUGGGCUACAAAGAAAGAGAUGCAAAGAAAGCACUGCGGAUGAACAAUCAAGAUGUUCAAAGUGCUGUUAAUUUUCUUAUUGAGGAGAGAGAGAAAGCAGCAAGGAAACGAGAAGAGAAUCUUAGCAGACAAAGAGAACUCUUGGAGCAAAGGCGUUACGGAAUGACUGCUCUAAAAAAAGCAGUGAAUCUCCAAUAUCUGAAUGAAUUGGUUUCAAUCGGGUUUGAGAAAGAGAUUGCUGCAGAGGCACUUCGCAGAAAUGAAAAUGACACACAGAAGGCCCUAGAUGACCUGACUAAUCCAGAAACUAAUUCUGCUAUCCAGCAUCACAUUGAGCUAAACAAAAAGAAAAGAUUGCGCCAAGUAGAGAAUGCUACUAUUGAACAGCUUGCUGCCAUGGGCUUCCCAAGAGAAACAGUGACCACAGCUGUCCGCAAAUUUGGGACAAGAGAAGCAGCAUUAAAUCAUCUACUAGGGCCAUCAUCGACGAACAGUGCUGCAACAGUUGGCAAUGAAUUUGCUUCAUUUCUGUCUGGUCAAGGUGAGAAUUUGAGCAGCGACGGUGGGGCUAAUCCUGUGGAUGCUGGUGCACAUGCAUCAGGUAGCAAUGCAGUUGUAGGUGAGAAUGCUUUUGGAGGUCCAAGUGAUAUCGAAGGAGCAUAUGAGAAACGUGACGUGGAAAUGGAGAAUGAGCUAACUGGUGAACUGUUAAAUGGAGAUGCCUACUCUGACUACGACCUUGAGCUUACGAAAGAAGGCGAAGCAAUCACCCUUUAUCUGACUUCGCUAGGAUCUUCAACCUGAAUGUGUCCACCUGUCCAUAUAUUUCAUAAUUUUACUCAUCAGUCAUGCAAAGUGUCACUGUAGGCCCGGGCGGAGUGAAGGGGUCAAGAUGGUGAGCUGACCCCUCUCAAAGUCUGAACAUGUACAUCAUUUAAAUACCUUUGGAUUUGAUAUAUUGUGACUUCCGCAACUCACUAUGAGUCAAAAGUUAUGACUCCCGCAAGAUCAAUGUCAUGUGUGAAUUUGAAAUGGAUUAAAUUUGUUGCGUACUAGUGUACUACUAGUCUACUAGUCACAUCCCCAAUUUUCCAAAACAACACCUUAUUCGCUAUGUCAAGUUUAAAUGGAGUAUUAUACAAGUACUUGCUUCUUU